Molecule: messenger RNA, 4332 nt
Organism: Silurus meridionalis
Lineage: Eukaryota; Metazoa; Chordata; Actinopteri; Siluriformes; Siluridae
Gene: fermt2
Product: FERM domain containing kindlin 2
Exons: 17
Coding region: 237-2324 (695 amino acids)
Biological process (GO): cell-matrix adhesion; integrin-mediated signaling pathway
Cellular component (GO): focal adhesion; extrinsic component of cytoplasmic side of plasma membrane
Molecular function (GO): integrin binding
Source: RefSeq, a predicted model, not a curated record
GUGUGUGCGUGUGAAAGAGAGAGAAAGAGAGAGAGAAAGCCGCUGGACUCCAUUAAACCCCGAGGACGCACUUCACGGGACUUUAGUUGGAGCGGUGUUUCAUUUUGGGAAAUACAAAUUUCCUCCAUGCUAGAAUUAAACACGCGUUUGGAAAAGGAACGGUGUUUCAACAGAGCUCUUGAGGAACUUUGAGGCUUCACUUUGAGGUACACGUUCAGAGAGAACUCGUGAAGGAUAUGGCUCUGGAUGGUAUACGGAUGCCUGACGGCUGCUACGCCGAUGGCACUUGGGAAUUGAAGAUGCAUGUGACUGACCUGAACAAGGACGUCUCAUUGAGAGUCACAGGAGAAAUCCACAUUGGUGGAGUCAUGCUGAAGCUCGUCGAGAAACUUGAUGUCAAGAAGGACUGGUCAGACCAUGCACUGUGGUGGGAGAAGAAGAAGACGUGGUUGCUGAAGACUCACUGGACGCUCGAUAAGUAUGGCAUCCAGGCCGAUGCCAGGCUACUUUUCACUCCCCAGCACAAGCUGCUGCGCCUGCAGCUGCCCAACAUGAAGCACAUGAAGGUCAAGGUUAACUUCUCAGACCGUGUCUUCAAGGCUGUGUCGGACAUCUGUAAAACCUUCAAUAUCCGCCACCCUGAGGAGCUGUCCCUGUUGCGCAAGCCUCGUGACCCCAAAAAGAAGAAGAAGAAGCUGGAGGAGUAUGAAGAGGAGGCUCUGGAGCUGGAAGGCCCACUGCUUACUCCGGGAUCAGCCUCUGAGGUCAUAUACAUCGGACCUGUAAAAGGCAGUAUUUAUUCGAGUCCUGGCCUCUACAGCAAGACCAUGACCCCCACCUAUGACUCUCGUGAUGGCAGCCCACUUUCCCCCACCUCAGCCUGGUUUGGGGACAGUCCGUUGUCCGAGGGUAACCCCAGCAUCCUCGCUGUGAGUCAGCCAAUUUCCUCACCUGAUAUACUAGCUAAGCUCUACAAACCACCCUCCCUCCUCGAUAAGGCCAAAAUAAAUCAGGGGUGGCUGGACUCCUCCAGGUCUCUAAUGGAGCAGGAUGUUAAAGAGAAUGAAGUUCUUCUUUUGCGGUUCAAAUAUCAUAGCUUUUUUGAUCUCAACCCCAAGUAUGAUGCCAUCCGGGUUAACCAGCUAUACGAGCAGGCCAAAUGGGCCAUCCUGCUGGAGGAAAUCGAGUGUACUGAGGAAGAGAUGAUGAUGUUUGCGGCCCUCCAGUAUCAUAUCAACAAGCUGUCCAUCAUGUCUUCAGACAAUCACAUGAACAACAGCGAGAAGGAGGUGGAUGAAGUGGACGCUGCACUGUCUGACCUCGAGAUCACCCUUGAGGGAGGAAAGACCUCUAACACAUUGGGUGACAUUACAUCCAUCCCUGAACUGGCUGAUUAUGUGAAAGUCUUUAAGCCAAAGAAACUUACACUGAAAGGACCCAAGCAGUACUGGUGCACAUUCAAGGACAUCACAAUCUCCUGCUACAAGAGCCGCGAGGAGGCCCAUGGCAUACCUGCCCAUCAAAUGAACCUGAGAGGCUGUGAGGUUACCCCAGAUGUAAAUAUUUCUGGUCAGAAAUUUAACAUCAAGUUGUUAAUCCCAGUAGCGGAUGGCAUGAAUGAGAUCUGGCUCCGUUGUGAAAGUGAGAAGCAGUAUGCACAGUGGAUGGCUGCCUGUCGUCUCGCCUCCAAAGGGAAGACAAUGGCAGAUAGCUCCUAUAAUCUAGAGGUUCAGAACAUUCUGUCCUUCUUAAAGAUGCAGCACAUGAACCCAGAUCCUCAGAUUAUUGAACCAAUCACCACAGAUAUCAACCCUGAGUGUCUUGUCUCACCACGAUAUUUGAAGAAGUACAAGAACAAGCAGCCAGGCUAUAUCAGGGACCUGAUCUCUGCUCGCAUCCUAGAGGCCCAUCAAAAUGUGGCUCAGAUGAGUCUCAUCGAAGCCAAAAUGCGCUUCAUUCAGGCCUGGCAAUCACUGCCAGAGUUUGGGAUCACUCACUUCUUGGCCAAGUUCCAAGGCAGUAAACGAGAGGAAUUGAUUGGCAUCACCUACAACAGAUUGAUCCGCAUAGACGCCAGCACCAGAGACGCCAUUAAGACCUGGCGCUUCAGCAACAUGAAGCAGUGGAACGUCAACUGGGAGAUCAAGAUGGUGACCGUGGAGUUUGCUGACGAGCCCAGUCUGUCGUUCACCUGUGCCGAGGUGGACUGUAAGGUGGUGCACGAGUUCAUCGGUGGCUACAUUUUCCUGUCCACGAGGGCCAAGGACCAGAACGAGUCUCUUGAUGAGGAAAUGUUCUACAAGCUCACCAGUGGCUGGGUCUGAGAGCGAGAAGCUCUGAAGGCAGCCAUACAGGGGGGGGGGAUUUUUGUUCAUUUACUGUUGUGUAUGUUUUUAUUUUUUUAAUCAUGCCACAUGUCUGGCCACAGAUAUGUUUGAAAUCUACCAUCUUUUUAUUCUUAUGUUCCUGCCUUAAAGCUUACAAACACCUUUUAAAACACUAAUGAGCUGACUCCGAGGAACAAUGAGAAUGUUCUUCAUCCGCCCAAGGCUUCACCUUCUGCUGACAAAAACGUAUGUUUCUUGAAACAAGCAGCUACUUUUACAAAGACUGCUGCUUCUUGUUGUUUUUCCAGAGUGCUCGGUGUGUGUAGUUACUGCAGUGUUGAAUGGUUUUUCGCCACCUCUAUACACCAUGCAUAGUAGAGGGGCUAAUGUGGCAUCCCUUUUCACCUUGCAUGCUUGUUUUAAAUGUCACUGCUCGGGUUCGGAUUUGGGUUUUUUUUCCCUCCCCAAAGACUUUUAUGGUUGUCAAGGUGCUCAUUUGCCUUUAUUCUUCUGCAGUCCCGAAGCUGCGCCAUUUAUUUUGUACGUCAUAACUUCAAUUUAUAUUCCAUUCACUGUCCAGAUGUUUUUAACACUACCUUUGGCAAAUAGCAGCCAUUUUAUUGAAGGAAAUAUCCAGCACUCACGUAUUGCUCUACAUGAGAUGGGUUUGCAGGGUCCUUUGGGAUCAGUGCCGAACAGAAUACGCAACACUACAGGCAAUUUUACAGCUAAGAAGAGGCUUUUGUUUUAGUGUGAUCUCUUGCCGAGAUAGCAAGCACUUCGACGUUGAAUUAAAGCUCCCCGCAUUAAUAAGCUGUAAGUUUACUUUUCUUGGUCUAAACUCCCGAGUCAGCAUGAGACAGUGUAUUGAUCUUCAGCACUAUAACCAUUAGUCAAUGGCCUUUGGGUCUUUUUUUUUCUUCUCUCAAGUAAACACAUCAGUUUUUCAGGUUUAUUCUUGCAACAAGCAGUUUGAAAUGCGCAUAAACAGGAUGAUGAAGGCCACAUGAUGAAGGAAUUACUCCAGGGAUCUUAACCUGCUUGCUACAGAAUCUCUAAAAUAAAUGACACGUCUUGAAGAAAAUGCUAAUGAAAAGCAGACCUGUGUGCAGUUUUAGGGCCUGUGUGUCAUCUAAGUGAGCACAGCCUCUACCCUUUUAUUCAGUAUGAAGUCGGUAAAGAUGACCUCAGUUGUGCUCUGGAGCCUGCUGGCUCUUGGCUACAAGAAGCACCGUGACGUGUUUUUCAUAUUUUUCUGUACAGCCUUCUCUUUAUUUUUUAUCAUUCACACUAUACCGUAUAGUAUUAUUCUAAGCUGUUAUAUUGUCAUGCACCAGCAAUAGGUCACUGUGGUUUUUUUUUUCCAAUGAAUAUGAAGGAAUGCUAAAUGAAGUAUUAGUUUUUGUAACUAAUGUAAAAACAAUUUUAUAGAAUUGUACAGGUAUUGUUUGUUUUUGUUGCUGCUUUUUUCUGUAAUUUUUUGGAAAUGCAUUUUUUUUCCAGAAGAGAAGGAAAAAAGCCAUCUUUUUGAGCAUUGCUUGGUAUGAUGUGUACCUGCCCAUGUUAAGGUCUUAUUGAGUUUUUAAGAUUAAAAAAAAAUAUAUAUAUAUAUAUAUAAGUAUGUAUAAUGUGAUGAAGCAUGUCUCAAGCUCCAGGUUAAGCUGCUGCACAACACUCACAUCAAAGGGCUUGUUGCAUUUUUCUGUUACUUUUACCUUUCCUUAAAUUAAACACAGUUACUUGUAUGUUACUUUUUGUUUGACGCUUUAGAGGAUUUGAGAGUUAUUUAGUUUUUAUGGUCUUAUUUGUUAGCACACAGGAAUGAAUUAUCUUUCAGCAGCGAUUUUCUUUUCUUUGUCGAUUAUUGCAAGUUACUAGUGAAAUGUUAGAAGCUGUUUAGUAGUGCUCUAUGAAUGUGUUUGGCUAUGAAGGAGAACCAUCGCCCUCUGGAGUUUGAGACAAAUUGUCAUAAAAUGAAGUACAAUAAAAGCUUUUAUUUAGCAUA